CCAAGAUUCAUGGCUUCCCCUUCCCAUCUAAUGCUUCAGUCUACCUUAUUAUUUGUUCUUAUAUUUUUCAAAUGCAUAUUUCUUGGAGUACAGUCUCAGUCUGGGACCUUAAGUAUUGUUACAGAUAAGGAAGCCUUGAUCUCAUUCAAGUCAGGAAUAAGCCUAGAGGCUCCCAACCUUUUAUCUUCUUGGGACCAAAACAACUCAUCACCCUGCAAUUGGACUGGAGUUGUGUGCAACAAGCCUGGCCAGAGAGUGGUUGGGCUUGAUCUUUCAGGUUUUGCACUUAAAGGUUCCAUUAGCCCUCAUAUUGGCAACCUCUCCUUCCUACGUUCCCUUCAACUUGGGCAAAACCAGUUCACAGGUAUGCUACCUAAUCAAAUUGGCAAUCUUUUCCGUUUGACAGUUCUUAACAUGAGCUCCAACAGGCUAGAAGGUGUGCUACCCUCAAGUAUAAGCCAAUUGACUGAGCUCCGAGUCCUUGACUUGUCUAUAAACAAGAAUAUCACAGGAAGAAUUCCUGAGGAGCUUAGCAACUUGACAAAGCUAGAAGUUUUGAAGUUGGCAAGAAACUAUCUUUAUGGAUCACUUCCACAAGCUAUAGGUAACCUUUCCUCACUCACAAAUUUAAACUUGGGCACCAACACUCUUAGUGGUGCUAUACCUAGUGAAUUAGGCCACCUUCAAAAUUUGAAGGAACUUGAUCUUACUAUUAAUAAUUUUUCUAGCACCAUUCCUCCAUCAAUAUACAAUAUUUCCUCUCUAGUUUCUUUGGCCUUAGCUUCAAACAACCUAUGGGGUGAAAUUCCUGGGGAUAUUGGGAUUAGACUACCAAAUCUUUUAGUUUUCAACUUCUGCAUUAAUAAGUUCACAGGCAAAAUUCCAUGGUCUAUACACAAUCUAACAAACAUAAAGGUCAUACGCAUGGCAGACAACCUUCUAGAAGGGACAGUACCACCAGGCCUAGGAAAUCUACCAUUUCUUGAAAUGUACAAUAUUGGUUUUAAUAAGAUUGUCAGUGAUGACGGUCUUAGUUUCAUUACUUCUUUGAAAAAUAGCACUCAUCUCAGCUUCCUUGCAAUUGAUGGCAACCAUUUUGAGGGUGUGAUUCCAGAAUCAAUAGGCAAUCUUUCUAAGGCUCUCUCAAAGUUGUACAUGGGAGGAAAUAGCUUUAAUGGUAACAUACCCAACUCCAUUAGUCAUCUUAGUGGCCUGGCUUUGUUAAAUUUGAGCUACAAUUCACUUUCUGGUGGAAUCCCACCUGAAAUAGGCCAUUUAAAGGAACUGCAAAUAUUGGGUUUGGCAGGAAAUCAAUUAUCUGGUAGAAUUCCAAAUUCCCUAGGUAAUCUCCAAAAGUUAAACGAAAUUGAUUUAUCAGGGAAUAGGUUGGUGGGCAAUAUACCACCUACUUUUGGGAACUUUCAGAAACUUCUUUCCAUGGACUUAUCCAACAACAAGUUUAAUGGGAACCUAACUAGAGAAUUUUUCAAUCUCCCAAGUUUGAGCACUAUUUUGAACCUGUCAAAGAACCUUCUAAGUGGACCUUUUCCUGAAGAAGUUUCUCUUCUAAAAAAUGUUGUUACCAUUGACCUUUCUAACAACCUUUUUUUUGGUAAUAUCUCCGAUUCAAUCGGAGAGUGUAGGAGCUUGGAGAAAUUAUUUUUAGCCAGAAACUUACUUUCAGGUCCUAUUCCUAGUACUUUAGAAGAAGUGAAAGGCCUUGACACUCUAGAUCUCUCUUCCAACCAACUUUCUGGCUCCAUUCCUGUUGAACUAGAAAAGCUACAAGUCCUUCAGUCCUUGAACCUAUCUUUCAAUAAUUUGGAAGGAGUAGUUCCCACAGGUGGAGUUUUUGGAAAUUCCUCUAUAGUCCAUUUGGAAGGAAACCCAAAGCUUUGUUUGCAUUUGGCAUGUGUCAAAACUCAAAGCAAUGGAAGAAAGGUAGCAAAACAUGUUGUUAUUACCAGUAUCCUGGUAUCAUUUGCCCUAUGCUUUAUACUUGGCUCACUGUUCUACUUAAAGAGAAGUAAAGCAAAGAUUACAAGUACUUCUGAAUUGGUUAAAGGACAACAUCAAAUGGUCUCAUACAAUGACCUUCGUCAAGCAACUGGAAACUUCAACCAAGAAAACUUUCUUGGAAAUGGGAGUUUUGGGUCUGUAUAUAAAGGCAAUCUAAGGCAAGGAAUUGUGGCAGUUAAGGUCCUUGACACUGAGAGGACGAGUUCUUGGAAGAGUUUUCUUGCAGAGUGUGAAGCUCUGAGGAAUGUUAGGCACCGGAAUCUUGUUAGACUGAUCACAUCAUGCUCUAGCAUAGACUUCAAGAACAUGAAAUUUCUCGCUCUGGUUUAUGAAUAUCUGAGUAAUGGCAGCUUAGAGGACUGGAUCAAUGGUAAGAGGAAGAAUGCAAAUGGGGAUGCGUUGAAUGUUGUGGCGAGAUUGAAUGUGGCCAUUGAUGUUGCCUGUGCAUUAGAUUACUUGCACCAUGACUGUGAAGUUCCAGUGGUGCAUUGUGAUUUGAAGCCCAGCAACAUUCUUUUGGGUGAAGACAUGACUGCCAAGGUUGGAGACUUUGGGCUAGCAAGGUUGCUGAUGCAAAGAACAGACAUUGAACAUUCUAUUAGCCGUACAAAUGUUCUAAAGGGUUCCAUAGGAUACAUACCUCCAGAGUACGGCAUGGGGGAGAAACCAUCAACUGCUGGAGAUGUAUACAGCUUUGGUGUAAUGCUGCUAGAGCUCUUUACCGGGAAAAGACCAACACAUGAGAGCUUCAUUGGAGACCUAAACCUAAUCAAAUGGGUGCAAUCAGCUUUCCCUGCCAACAUAAUGCAAGUACUCGACCCAGAGAUGCUACAACUUAUGAGCAGCCUUUAUCAUAAUGACCAACCCAUAAGCCCUGAUGUUCAACAUGGUUGCCUGAUCACAAUCCUCGGGGUAGGGUUAUCUUGCACAGUUGAAUCUUCUGAUGCUCGCAUUAGCAUGAGGAGUGCUCUCCAAAAUUUGAAGUCUGCAAGAGACACCCUUUUUAAACCAGCUCCCAUUGAGAAUACCGAAUCGAAUGAUAUCUGUUAGAACUAAGUUCAUGAUGAGUAUGUAUGUGUCACGUUCUUGAGUACCGUAUGCUAAAUUCUAGAGUUUAUCAAAAAUAAGCAAAAUUCUAGAUCUUUGUAUUCUCUAUAAUUUUCUUUAUCUUUAGCAGGGUUGUCAUUGUUAGAAAUUAUCAAAAUAUACUUUGUCUUUCACUUCAUGUGUGAAUCUUUUGUAAAGAAAUCACACAUCUCUAUGAUUUGAUGAUGAGUCGUCUGUUGAAAUAAAGAAAACCGUUGAU
Messenger RNA from Quercus lobata, 3325 nucleotides. RefSeq names its product probable LRR receptor-like serine/threonine-protein kinase At3g47570. Gene Ontology annotation, biological process: protein phosphorylation. The transcript is spliced from 2 exons. Gene Ontology annotation, molecular function: ATP binding; protein binding; protein kinase activity. The record is from RefSeq and is a predicted model, not a curated record. Bases 10 to 3069 code for a protein of 1019 amino acids. Lineage: Eukaryota; Viridiplantae; Streptophyta; Magnoliopsida; Fagales; Fagaceae.